This is a messenger RNA of Lotus japonicus, 2825 nucleotides long. RefSeq names its product probable serine/threonine-protein kinase At1g09600. Bases 689 to 2590 code for a protein of 633 amino acids. Gene Ontology annotation, molecular function: cyclin-dependent protein serine/threonine kinase activity; ATP binding; RNA polymerase II CTD heptapeptide repeat kinase activity. Lineage: Eukaryota; Viridiplantae; Streptophyta; Magnoliopsida; Fabales; Fabaceae. The transcript has 8 exons. Gene Ontology annotation, biological process: positive regulation of transcription elongation by RNA polymerase II; protein phosphorylation. The record is from RefSeq and is a predicted model, not a curated record. Gene Ontology annotation, cellular component: cyclin-dependent protein kinase holoenzyme complex; nucleus.
GUCCCUCCUUCUUUCUUCCUUCCCUUCAAUCUCACCACCCUUUGCUAUGUACUGAACAAAACAUCAAUCAAAAUCAGUUUUUGGUUCAUUUUUCUUUUGAUUUGAACAUAGAGAAAAUAAAAAAUCUUCUGCAUUGUGAUUUUGAAUUUCUAUGUUCAUAGCAGGAAAUUCUUGUCAAGGAUUUACCUUUUCCACCCCCUUUUAUCCCCUCAAAGGUCAAGAAUUUUGAGAAACUUCCCUUCAUUCUUUUUCUUUGGGGGAAUCCAUUCCUUGUUCUUUUGUGAUCAUAUUUUCAUAUAGGGCUAUUGGUUUUCAAAAUCUUCUGUCAUAUUGUGUUUGAGUCCUCAUUGAGAUUCUGCAAUAUGGAGGAAUCUGGAGGUGUUGAGCCUUGAAUUCUGAAAGCUAUAUAUUUCAUAAAUUUACAACACUCUUUUUUUUUUCCUUCCUUGGGAUUUAAGUUACAUUGAUAUGCUGCAACAUUGAGUUCUUUGGGAGGAUUUUCCACUGGUAUGAUCUUUUUUGUUCUCAAUAAAGGACAGUCGAUACAAGUUUUCACGGUGAAUGGCUACUUGAUUGGAGGAAUUAGAAGGGUGGGAGCUUCUGGGUUCCCAAGAAAAAUACAAGUGUACCCAGUUGCUUAACUACAACAAUUUCCACAGAAGGGAAGUCAUAGAUUGAUUGAUAAAACAUGGGGUGCAUCUGCUCAAAGGAGUCCUCAAACAAAGACAAAGUUGAGGAAUAUGAGAAAGAAAAAGAGCUGAACAAAUCUUCAGUGCAAUUGGUUGCUCCUGCUGUUUCAGCUGCAGAGUUUGAUGGUUCAGUGCCCCAUUUGAUUAAGACAACAUCACAUCUAAUCAGGGGCUCUAACCAAACGCUACCUGAUGAUAAAACCAACCAUUUGAAUGGAACAAAUAGCAAACACCAUAGAUGCAUGACAACAGAUGGUGAUGGAGUUGAAAGAAAGCCAAUCAUGAGUAGAAUUCUCAGCGUGCCGCACAGCAUAGGAGAACAUGUAGAUUUUGGAUGGCCAUUGUGGUUGUCUUCAGUGGCCGCGGAAGCCAUCAAAGGGUGGGUGCCUCGAAGGGCAGACUCCUUUGAAAAAUUAGCCCAAAUUGGACAAGGGGCUUAUAGCAGUGUGCAUAAAGCUCGUGACCUUGAAACUGGCAAAUUUGUGGCUUUGAAGAAAGUUCGGUUUUCAAGUGCUGAUCCUGAAAGUGUUCGUUUUAUGGCGAGGGAAAUCUAUAUUUUGCGCCAACUUGAUCAUCCUAAUAUCAUCAAACUUGAGGGUCUUGUCACAUCUAGAACGUCCACCAGUUUGUACCUUGUUUUUGAGUACAUGGAGCAUGACCUUGCUGGUCUAGCAGCUGUACCUAGCAUAAAAUUCACUGAACCACAGGUUAAAUGUUACAUGCAGCAACUGCUAUGUGGGCUUGAGCACUGCCAUAGCCGGGGCGUGCUGCACCGUGACAUCAAGGGUUCAAACCUUCUGAUUGACAACAAUGGAAAUCUCAAAAUUGGAGAUUUUGGUCUUGCAACCGUGUACGAUCCUGAGAAGAAGCAGCCACUGACUAGCCGUGUUGUGACUCUGUGGUAUAGGGCACCUGAACUUUUGCUAGGUGCUACAGACUAUGGAGCUGCAAUUGACUUGUGGAGUACUGGUUGCAUUCUAGCAGAAUUGCUGGUGGGGAAGCCUAUCAUGCCUGGAAGGACAGAGGUGGAACAAAUGCACAAGAUUUUUAAGCUUUGUGGUUCACCAUCUGAAGAGUAUUGGCAGAGAACAAAGUUUCCACAUGCAACAAGUUUUAAACCACAACACCGUUACAAACGCCAAGUAUCCGACACAUUUAGAAACUUUUCUCCAGCUGCAUUGGCUCUUGCUGAUAAGCUCCUUUCCAUAGAACCAGAUGAUCGAGGAUCUGCAGCUUCCGCACUCAACAGUGAGUUCUUCACUACAAAUCCACUACCUUGUGAUCCUUCAAGUUUACCAAAGUUUCCACCAAGCAAGGAGUUUGAUGCUAAGCGUCGAGAUAAAGAAGCAAUAAGAAAAAACACUGAAGCAGGUAAAGGACGUAGGCCAGUAUCUGUUUUAAGAGGAGCAGGAGAAGGCAAAGUGCUGGAAACACCAGAGUAUAAUGCUAGGGGAGAUACAUCUUUGCGGGGCACGUCAAAUACUAGAGUGUCCCGUCCUAAACAUGAGUCACAAGAGGAGGGUGGAUCUCACAAGUGUGAGACAACAAGAGCAUCUCUACAAAAUGGUUAUGCAAAUUCUACUUCAGUUAUACUUGGCAGUGCAGUAGGACCAUCUUCAUUGAGUAAAAGACCAGGAUCAUCUAGAUCUAGGAACAAUCCAGAGUUAAGGACACAAAGGUCACAUUUGAAUCACGUGGCAGAUUUAUCUACCUCCUCUGUUAAAAAGGAACAAGAACCUGGGAUGGGGUAUGUGCCCAAGAAAAAUAGGAUCCAUUGUUCUGGACCAUUAGUACCUCCAGGUGGCAACAUUGAUGACAUGCUAAGAGAGCAUGAGAGGUUAAUGCAAGAUGUUUUCCGUAGUGUCAAGAAGAAUAGUCAGGAUAACCGAAGCAACCAAUAAGAGCAAUUUUUAGUGUUCUCGAAUAUUAAACUCUACUUCUUUGGCAUACUUUCUGCUGUGUAACUUGUCUACUAAAAGUGAAUCCAAUAUAAAAUGAUAAAUGAAAAUAAAACUCAGGAGUUUCUAAUGGCAAGUGCCCAUAUUUGUACCAUGGAUGAUUAACUGUUUUGAAGCGAUUGUAUAUUAUGGUAGUGGUCAUCGAGGUUCUUUGUUGCUAACUUUUUGCAAGAUACUG